AUGGAUCCCCCAAAAGGUUUUCAAUUCGCAAUAGACAGAGGGGGCACUUUUACAGAUGUGUUUGCUCGUUGUCCAAAUGGUAAAGUGCGUGUUAUGAAAUUACUGUCUGUGGACCCUCAGAACUAUGACGAUGCACCACGUGAAGCAAUAAGACGUAUUUUAGAAGAGGAAACAGAAAAUGCCCUUGACGAGAAUGGCAAAGUUAAUUCAUCUUUAAUAGAAUCAAUAAGAAUGGGUACGACUGUGGCGACGAAUGCUCUUCUAGAACGGAAGGGCGCUAGAAUGGCGCUCGUUAUCAACAAAGGUUUCAAAGACCUGUUAUUUAUUGGCAAUCAAGCCAGACCGAAUAUAUUUCAAUUGAAUAUAAAACGCCCUGGAGUUUUAUAUACAGAAGUUGUAGAAGUAGAUUGCCGUGUAAUACCAGCUCUAGAAGAACGUUGCCAAAUCGAUAAGUCAAAGCUAAAUUGGAGAGAAUUAUAUGGCACAACAGGUCAGAAAAUGCUAGUCGUUAAAGAUGUAGAUGAAGAAGCAGUAUGGAAAGAUUUAAAAGCCAUAAGAGAGAAAGGGAUAGAUAGCAUUGCUGUUGUUCUUGCUCAUAGUUAUACUUAUCGUGAACAUGAACUGAAAAUUGGUAAAAUUGCACGAGAAUUGGGUUUCAACCAGGUAUCACUGUCUCACUCAGUCACGUCCAUGGUAAGGAUUACUUCUCGAGGUUUUACAGCCUGUGCUGAUGCAUACCUGACUCCUCACAUUAGGGACUACGUAAAGGGUUUUGCUGGAGGGUUCACAGAUGGUUUGAAGAAUUCCAAUGUUCUUUUCAUGCAGUCUGAUGGCGGUUUAACGCCUAUGAACAUGUUUAACGGAUCACGUGCUAUUUUAUCGGGGCCAGCGGGUGGAGUGGUGGGUUAUGCGCUUACUUCCUACCACAAGGAGACCAAUUUACCCGUUAUAGGUUUCGACAUGGGCGGAACAUCGACGGAUGUGUCUAGAUACGCAGGCUCUCUGGAACACGUACACGAAGCGACUACUGCGGGCGUCACUAUACAAGCUCCGCAAUUGGACAUCAACACGGUGGCGGCGGGCGGCGGGUCGGUGCUGCAGUUCCGCGCGGGGCUGUUCGCGGCGGGCCCGCAGUCGGCGGGCGCGGAGCCCGGCCCCGCCUGCUACCGCAAGGGCGGCCCGCUCACCGUCACCGACGCCAACCUGCUGCUGGGACGCCUUCUACCGGAAUAUUUCCCAAAAAUAUUCGGUCCUAAUGAAAACGAACCGUUGGACAGGGCAGCAACAGUCACUGCUUUUGCGAAGUUAACUGAUGAGAUUAACAGUUUUCUGAAAGAAGAUGGAGACAGUAGAGAAAUGACUAUGGAAGAAGUAGCAAUGGGAUUCCUUAACGUAGCAAAUGAAGCUAUGUGUCGUCCGAUCAGGGCGCUGACCACCGCCCGCGGCUACGACGCGCGCGCGCACGCGCUGGCGUGCUUCGGCGGCGCGGGCGGCCAGCACGCGUGCGCCGUGGCGCGCCGCCUGGCCGUGCCCGCCGUGCUCGUGCACAGGUACGCCGGUAUCCUGUCAGCAUACGGCAUGGCGCUUGCAGAUGUAGUGGAGGAGGCUCAAGAGCCCUCCGCGCUGGUGUACUGCCCCAACAGCUUCCCACAGCUGGACGCGCAGUUAGACAAGCUGGCGGCCGUCUGCAGGGACAAACUCAGGGCUCAGGGUUUCACAGACUCUCAAAUAGUAGUGGAGCCGUACCUUCACUUGCGUUACGCGGGCACCGACUGCGCGCUCAUGGUGUCUCCGUCCAGUAAAGAGUCUCAAACCAUGAAACAUGGCGACUUCUAUGCUGCAUUCGUUGAUAGGUACAAGAACGAAUUUGGCUUCACGCUAUCGGGUCGAGAUGUUUUGGUAGACGAUGUUCGAGUGCGAGGUGUUGGGAAGAGCGUUGUAGCUGAGGAGAAAGUGCUGCCCAGUGGCAAAGGGGUGAAACCUCCUGUCGAAAAGAUGGUUAAAGUGUACUUCGAAGGUGGUUAUCAAGAUACGGCAAUAUAUUUGCUUGAAAAUUUAUUGCCUGAUCAAGUAAUUCAGGGACCAGCCAUUAUAAUGGACAGCUUAUCUACCAUACUUGUGGAACCUGGUAGUCGAGCAGAUAUAACCAAACAUGGGAACAUUCGCAUCACAAUCGGCGCUGGUCAGCCUAAAGUGGUCACCUCAGAGCUAGAAGCUGUUCAGUUGAGCAUAUUCUCGCACAGGUUCAUGUCUAUCGCGGAACAGAUGGGCAGAGUCCUCCAAAGAACGUCAAUAUCCGUGAACAUAAAGGAGCGCUUGGACUUCUCGUGCGCCUUGUUCGGGCCCGACGGCGGGCUCGUCUCUAACGCUCCGCACAUACCCGUCCACUUGGGAGCCAUGCAGGAGACUGUGCAAUAUCAGAUGAAAGUCCGCGGAGACUCGAUAAAGCCAGGCGACGUGUUGUUGGCUAACCACCCGAAGGCUGGAGGAUCUCAUUUACCAGAUUUGACCGUCAUUACACCCGUGUUUCAUAAGUCUAACAAACGUCCGAUAUUCUUCGUGGCGUCCCGCGGUCACCACGCCGACAUCGGCGGUCUGACCCCGGGCUCCAUGCCGCCGCACUCCACCGCCCUGCAGCAGGAGGGCGCCGCCUUCCGGUCCAUGCUGCUCGUUGAUGGGGGGACGUUCAAUGAGGAAGAACUGACUGCAGAGCUUAUGAAACCGGGUAAAUAUCCCGGCUGUUCUGGUACAAGGAACUUGGCGGAUAAUUUGUCAGAUUUAAAAGCUCAAGUUGCCGCUAAUCAAAGGGGUAUUCAGUUAGUAUCAGAACUGAUAGAAGAAUACACGCUCGAAGUAGUUCAAGCGUACAUGACGCACAUACAGAAGAAUGCGGAGUUGGCAGUGAGGGAUAUGUUGAAAGAAAUCGCUAGAAAUGCAAUCGCUAUGACCGGCUCAGCAGUUCUCAAGGCCAAAGAUUAUAUGGACAACGGAACUCCUAUCGUUCUAACGGUAACACUAGACAAGGACCACGGAAGUGCCGUCUGUGAUUUUACGGGCACGGGUACGGAGGUGUGGGGCAACCUGAACGCGCCGCGCGCCAUCGCGCUGUCGGCGCUCAUCUACGUGCUGCGGUGCAUGGUGGGCCACGACGUGCCGCUGAACCAGGGCUGCCUGAACCCAGUUAAAGUGAUCAUCCCCCCCGGCUCACUUCUGGACCCCUCGGAGAACGCAGCAGUAGUGGGCGGGAACGUGCUGACGUCACAGCGCAUCGUCGACGUCGUCUUGAAAGCCUUCCAGGUGUGCGCCGCGUCUCAAGGUUGUAUGAACAACUUGACUCUGGGAGAGAAGUCUUGGGGGUACUACGAGACUGUCGCCGGGGGGAGUGGGGCGGGUCCGGGCUGGCACGGCAGCGGGGGGGUCCAUACUCACAUGACGAACACUCGCAUCACAGAUGUAGAGAUUGUCGAGACGAGGUACCCACUGCUGGUGUGGAGUUUUUCUUUGCGAGAAGGGUCGGGUGGACGAGGCCAAUGGAACGGCGGUGACGGUGUAACUCGUGAGCUGGUGUUCAGGAGAACUGUGCAACUGUCUGUACUGACGGAGCGGAGAGCCUUCCAACCAUAUGGAAUGAACGGAGGAGAGCCGGGUGCAAGAGGAUUGAAUCUUCUACAGCGAGCGGACGGUCGCCUGAUCAACUUGGGAGGCAAGUCUUCCGUUGAAGCUUAUCCGGGGGAUAAAUACAUAAUGAAUUCUCCCGGCGGAGGCGGUUAUGGUCGGCCAUCUGAUGCAAAAGAUACCGAUAAAGCAACCGACACGAAAUACAGCGAGUUCUUUGAGAGAGGCAGCGUGUAUGAGUACAGAAGUGCACAAGAGGGUGUGUAAAGUUCAAAGCAAACAAAGGAGGCACAAAAAAGCACAAAGCACUUUAACUCCAUCUAGUGGUGACUCGAUUUAUCACGAUUAUACAGAAAUUCUAAAAAUGCCUCAAAUUUUCACAUUACCAUAGCACUUUUAUUCAAAUUUACAGAUUUUUCAGCUCAUAGAAGUAGUACAACAAUGUUUAUACGACAUUUAUGAGUGGUUUUUCCUUAAUAACCAAAAACAUUUAAUAUACGCCUUCCGUAUUAUUUUUUAGAGAUGUCGAUAUCAUCAAUAAUUAAAACCAACGCGAUCGAAAGUUGAUACCCAUAUAAUGAAAUAAAAUCCUUUAGAAAUUUUGCUAGGACGGAUCAUAUAAUGCAUAGUACACACAUACCUACAAUCAAAUGACUGUUUGUACAUAUAAACGCGCACACAUAACACCACAGUCAUUAAGGGUUAUUACAUUGACAAUAAUGUAAAUUGCCUUUAUAAAGUAGAUGUAUAGAUUGUACAAAUUUUCGAAUAUAACAAGUCUCGAAACGCACACAAACAAUUUUAAACAAAUUAUGCCAUGUUUACUAAUUUUAUUUACUUUUAUAGUAUUUCUAUUAAGAUAAAAUUAGUUAUAGAAACAUUAUAAUCCAAUUUCUGUUUAGAAUCUUAAAAAAAAUUGAUAAUUAAGUAAUUGAUAAAUAUUAUUUUAAUGUGCGUUCUUCAAUUUGUAACAAAAUGGCGCUUCCUAUUUUAUGUUGUUAUUUUUUUAUAAUCAAUUAAAGUUAUCGAACAAGGAAA
Molecule: messenger RNA, 4653 nt
Organism: Melitaea cinxia (Glanville fritillary)
Lineage: Eukaryota; Metazoa; Arthropoda; Insecta; Lepidoptera; Nymphalidae
Product: 5-oxoprolinase
Exons: 29
Coding region: 1-3882 (1293 amino acids)
Biological process (GO): glutathione metabolic process
Cellular component (GO): cytosol
Molecular function (GO): 5-oxoprolinase (ATP-hydrolyzing) activity
Source: RefSeq, a predicted model, not a curated record